CUGAGUUACUUAUAUUAUGUAAGAAAUCUAUUGCCAACCAGUCGAUAUUCUGUUAGGAAUUAAGAUAAUAUAAAGUUAUUAUGUUUGGAUUGGAAAGCAGAAAGUUCCUGAUCACUGGCGCAUCAGGCGGAAUAGGGCAAGCAAUUGUAAAAAUUAUGCACAAAGCUGGAGCAACUUUAUGUAUUUCUGGCACAAAAAAAGAAGUGCUCGAAGAAGUUGCUAAACAAUAUGAAAAAAACAUACACAUACUCCCUUGUGACUUAUCAAAUGCUGAGGAAGUAAAUCAACUAAUAAAUAGAGCAAGUGAGUUGAUGGAAGGCUUUGACGGGCUUGUAUGCAAUGCGGGCAUUACGCGAGACAGUUUAUUACUGAGAAUGACAGAUGAAAUAUGGCAAAAAGUAAUUGAUAUUAACUUGAGUUCUACAUUUAAGCUGAGUAGAGAAGCAUGUAAGAGACUAAUUAAGAAUAAUUGGGGAAGAAUUAUAAAUAUUUCCUCAAUAAUAGGGCUGACAGGAAACGCCGGGCAAGCAAAUUAUGCGGCGUCUAAAGCUGGAAUAAUAGCUAUGAGCAAAUCUAUAGCAAAAGAAGUUGCAAGUCGUAAUAUAACAGUAAAUUGUAUUGCUCCUGGGUUUAUAGAUACUAAAAUGACUGAAGUUUUAAAUGAAGUGCAAAAGGGAAAAAUAUUAGAUAAUAUUCCAAUGAAAAGAAUGGGAACAGGGGAAGAAAUAGCAGCAGGGGUCUUAUUUUUAGCAAGUGAUGAAGCAAAAUAUAUAACAGGGCAUGUGCUUAACAUUAAUGGUGGGUUAUUUAUGUAGCAACACUUAUGUAUGGACAAAUUAUAAUUUUUACUUUAAAAUAAAAAUAUGUGUAGGUUUAGGUUUGCGUUAAUUUAUUAUUUAGAGGCAAAAAAAUGAGCUCUAUAAUAGGAUUUUUUGGUGUUUUGUGUGUAGUAUUGCUUUUCUCUUUCUCAGGUUAUGCAGAUAACCCUGGUGUUGAUAUGGAUGACACAACUAAAGUAAUAUGCAAUAUUAUUGGUUAUGUUUGGGGGAUAGGCGGUCCA
Drosophila ananassae is the source of this 1060-nucleotide messenger RNA. Its product is annotated as nodulation protein G-like. NCBI's taxonomy places the organism in Eukaryota, Metazoa, Arthropoda, Insecta, Diptera, Drosophilidae. Gene Ontology annotation, biological process: fatty acid biosynthetic process. The record is from RefSeq and is a predicted model, not a curated record. Gene Ontology annotation, molecular function: 3-oxoacyl-[acyl-carrier-protein] reductase (NADPH) activity; NAD binding. The coding region runs from base 81 to 815 and encodes 244 amino acids. The transcript has a single exon.